AAUAUGCUGGAUAUUUCGUUUGUCUAACAAAGCCAACUGAAAGACCGGUUACGGAUAACGUUCAUAAUUUUGCUCGUGCUUAGCUACUAAACAUAACGAACAACUGCUGCGCGAGAUGACAAAUUACACGUCAGGAAUAUAAAUGUUUUGAAUAUCAUUAGGUUCGUUGGCCUCAUUCGAUCUCUAUGGCAAUAUCGUGCCUCGAGGAAUAUCGUCCCUUGUCCAAAAUGGCGGCCGUAAGUUAAAUUUAUGUAAAAUGCCGGCUAGCUGAAUCGUCUGGCAACGACUCGUUGCCAACGAGAUUGACAGUUUGACAGCCAACUUGUGAUAUAGCACUAGACACGAAGCUCUCACAAGGGAAGUGUUUAAAACAAGAUUUGAAGGAAUGACGAAAUGGCACUACAGUUAGCCUAAAUAGCUCGUGUUUUGGUCUGACUCAAACACCGAACUUAGUCCAUAAUUAAAAUUUAAAUUCCUAGCUGUUGCGUUGCUAUAGUCCCCGCGUACGUAAUUCAACGCCGGUUCCUGGUUGCAGAGUUAUUUUAAUUCCAGCAGUAUCAUUCUGUCUUAGUGCCCGGGUAUGUUUGUGUUACACGGAAUCGUUCUUUCUGUUUCAUUUUAAUGAUGAAUAAGUGGAAUCAAUACCAUACGUGAUAUUUGUUUUUGUUUUGUGAACAUUACGCAAGCAGGUUGUUUUAAGCCGCCAAUGAUAGCCAAGAAAUUUCCGGAAAUCAUGAUACAAAAGAAACUGCAUGUGCAAGCGUGAGCGACAACAAUUUUCAAGUCGUAUUUCAAAUAUUAUCCUCGUGGCUGGGUUUUUAAAUAGCAGAUGACUACAGAUAUUUGAAAAUGAAACUUUUCCGACCCAUAUUUCUUCUUGGGAAAACACCGUCUUGCAACUCAUAAACGGCCAUUUAAUUUUUGCCUUGACAGACCUGGUCUGCUUUUCAGUUCAUUACCGUUAAGUGAAAAGCGACUGAAUUUUCGGGUCUUGAGAUGGAAAGUGUGGAGAGGGAUCUUAUUAACCGGUAUUUUAUGGAGCUGGUUAACAACGUCAUCCCGGUAGAUAUGUUACCGUAUUUAUCUUGCCUGACACCGACCGACAAGGAAAGAAUAAAAUGUGAAGAGAGAAACUAUGGUCCCAUUCAAGCUGCACAAGAGUUGUUGGACAGACUUGUUCGGAGACGAGACGCUUUUCAAGACCUUAUUAGAGCGCUAAGACACACCGGCUGUGGGCAUUUAGUGGAACUUCUUUAUUCACAGGAAGAAGAAGCUGCCGAGGAAGACAUACGAAACGAAGAAAACGUAGAAGCAAGGUUUCUAGAACAAGUUGCACUGGAAGAUGUAAAUCACUUAUGACUGCUAACAGAAAAGGAAAAACUAAAAAAAAACAGGAGAGCACUCACCUGUCUUUCAAGCACAUUGUAUUUUAUAAUCAUUUAGCCCUGCGUGGAUCGCAGUGUUGAUGCUGGGAAUGCUGCUAUGCUCCAUAAUGUGUGCUUCCUUGUGGAUUUAUCAGCUGAAAUAAUUCAUUCCAGACUCGAUUUAAGUUUUACAAUUGGAACAGCUGUGGUGUAAUAGCAUGCAAGUUUUAUGUUUUGCUCACGAGGAUGGCAGUCUUAUUAAAUUAUCUUGAGGCUAUCGAUUAUUUUUGUAAGACUAUUGCAAAAUUGUUAUGUCACGCUGUUCUUCUAAUGUCGUUCCGUAACCAACCUGCUAGACUCUUGGUACCAAUCAAAGUCAAGUAUUCUUUUGUGUAAGAAAAACUUGCAAACGAGGCUUUCUAAGUCACCAGAUUGUUUGAAUGAACCGCACGCCUGCUUUGCGUCGGAUGUUUUUCACGCACUAAGUAUUUGAUGAAAAUUGUUCAGUGCUUGGAUUCACUAGGUAGUCAUUUUGUAAUUUCUGAUAAAUUGUAUUCUUAGGCGUAGAUCGUUUUGAUAUUAAACGUAGUCUGUAUAUCAUAGUUAAAUUUUGGUGUCCAGAGCUUUGUUUUUUGAAAUGAAUUGAAUCAACUUGUACAGUGGUCAUUAAUAAAAUAACUCUUUGAUAUCAA
Orbicella faveolata is the source of this 2056-nucleotide messenger RNA. Its product is annotated as mitochondrial antiviral-signaling protein-like. Gene Ontology annotation, biological process: regulation of apoptotic process. NCBI's taxonomy places the organism in Eukaryota, Metazoa, Cnidaria, Anthozoa, Scleractinia, Merulinidae. The record is from RefSeq and is a predicted model, not a curated record.